AAGAACUUGGGUUCCAGUAAAGGUACUGAACUAGUAACUGCAACACUACUGUGGCAAGUGCAUGAUACCUCAUUCCAGAGAUGGCGAGGACUCCAAGCUUUGACAGAAGUGGAUUAAAGAAGGGGGCAUGGACUCCAGAAGAAGAUAAGAAAUUGGUUGCUUACAUUAAGAGAUAUGGCCAUUGGAACUGGCGCGAGCUUCCCAAAUUCGCAGGUCUAUCAAGGUGUGGAAAGAGUUGCAGACUCAGGUGGAUGAAUUACCUGAGGCCGAAUAUCAAAAGAGGGAACUACAGCAGAGAAGAGGAGGAUAUCAUCAUCAAAAUGCAUCGAGCUCUAGGGAAUAAAUGGGCAGCAAUUGCAGAAAAAUUACCAGGGAGGACGGACAAUGAAAUCAAGAAUCAUUGGCACACCAGCCUUAAGAAACGCUUGAAACAAAAUCCAACUGAAUCAGAAUCAAAACCUCAGACCUCCGAUCAGUGUAAAGCUAACAUCAAACAAGAAUCAUCAAAGCUCAGCACUGUUUUGGAAGACUCAUCAUCACCCUUGUCUCCAGUUCCAUCCUUGAGUGAUUUCUCCUCUUCAAGCACUGAUUCUAUGUUUGGGACUAUCACAAACUGGAUGGGAGAUGAAUAUAGUACUAUUUUAUCAGACAAACUUGAAGAACCCAUCAGUGGGGAAUUUUGGACAGAAUCAUGUGUGGAAGGGAAUUCUUACAUCCAAGAGAAUUUUCCAGAGACCUGGGCUUACCCAGGGAUACUGUUCCCUCUUUCUCCCUUCUCCCUUGAAGAGUCUUUCGGUUCAUACGUAUCCUAUGAAGAUAAUUUCAUGGAAUUUGAGAAAAUGGAUGAAAUUUGGUGAUCUACUCUUUCAAUAUCUCAGAACUUCUUGACAUGCAAAUAGUUCUCUCUCCAACUGUCAAUGAAGUCUAGUGGGUCUUCUGUCCCUUACUGGUCUAUGGGAAGUCAUGCAGCAUUAUAAGCCAAGUAUGGAGUAGGAAGUGAUCACCUAGAAGCUCUAGUAGGCCAUUGUCUAAUAGUUGUUUCGGCUGGAGUUAUUUUGUUAGGAUUCAAGCAAAUCCAGUCUUUCUUAUGGGUCAUUGUAAAGAGUAUCAUCAAAUGAGCCAAUAAAUGAGAAUUAUCUUCUAAAA
Messenger RNA from Macadamia integrifolia, 1146 nucleotides. RefSeq names its product transcription factor MYB4-like. Lineage: Eukaryota; Viridiplantae; Streptophyta; Magnoliopsida; Proteales; Proteaceae. Bases 81 to 857 code for a protein of 258 amino acids. The record is from RefSeq and is a predicted model, not a curated record. The transcript is spliced from 3 exons.